Recurvomyces mirabilis is the source of this 1488-nucleotide messenger RNA. It is a transcript of the gene OPY2, whose product is annotated as overproduction-induced pheromone-resistant. Bases 1 to 1488 code for a protein of 495 amino acids. Lineage: Eukaryota; Fungi; Ascomycota; Dothideomycetes; Mycosphaerellales; Teratosphaeriaceae. The record is from RefSeq and is a predicted model, not a curated record. The transcript has 2 exons.
AUGGCCUCAGCUGGGCGAGGCGCAAUAGCGAAUGAAGUUGAGGGUACUCUCCGCACCAUCUUCCGCCGCUGCGUCCAAUGUCCCGAUACCACCCCCGUCUGCCCGCCCUGUAAAUCCAACCAAAUCUGCUCCCUCGUCCCCGCGACGUGCCAAGCCUGCGCCUACAACAUCUGUAUCAACAACCCUUCACCGGCCCCAGCCAAUGCAGGGCCAAACAUCGGUGCGAUCGCUGGCGGGGUCAUCGGCGGUAUCAUCGGCAUCACCUUGCUCGUCUUUCUGAUAUGGCGCUUCUGGAUCAAGAAGAGGCGGGAGCAGCAGGAGCGGGAGAUGGAGGCGGAGGAGUGGGAGGAUCAGGUGGAGGACGAUAUCGCGCAGCAGAAGCGUAUGCAUUCUUUCAACCAUGAUGCCGCGAGCACGAGGACGAGAGGAAGCCUGGCGAACAGCAUUCUCAGCCGGGCGAGUAACAUCAUUCAGAUCGCCUACAUACCUGGCGUGACGAACCGGAAUGGAGGAACUGGGUCGGGUCACAACAGUCUGAUCGGUGGGAAUGGACCUGUGCCUCCAAUCCCAGCCGCGCAAAGACGUGGGCAGCAGUCACCGAAGAGUCCGCUCAGUAACGAAGGCGACAUGCUGUUCUUCCGUCCUGGCGACUUACGAGACAGCUCAUACUCCGCUACCUCCUCUCUGCGUUCUGUUGUGCCAGGCAACCGGGACACGACAUACACCCAACACUCCAUCACACCAUCCCUCGCACGUCUUUCCAUGGGAAGUGAAGGCUACAGAGACAGUACGGUAGAAACACCACCCGUGCCAGCCACAACCGUGGCCCGCGUCGCACCCAGAAUGGUCAGCAUCCGGACCAACUCUUCUGGAAAUGGGUCGACCGAGCCGUCCGAUUCGCCAAAGACAGAAUCUCGAGACUUUGCGGACAAAAGUCGAGAGAUCCAGAUCAUGAUGCCUGGUGAAGGUAGCGGUGCCUCACCUUCGUCCUCCAUGCGUGGAAAGGCGAAGCAAGUAACCGUAGGAGGCGCAGGUGCCAAAGGCCGUUUUCCUGUCCGUCAGCCGAGCGAUGCUAGUGUUUCCGCCACGUCGACGCUUAGCGUGGCGAGACAUGUACCUGCUAUAUCUUCUCCAUUGGCGGAAGUCGACGACUCGGACGAAGAAGAAGGUGAAGUCUCCCGUCCAUCGACCGGUCGUCCUCUUGAGGAUCUUCUAAGUGGACCUCCUCCGCCUCUGGUCCAGCCAGCCGAGUCUCCCUUCUUCGAUGCCUCCGAGCGACCUCCACCGAGCACAGGCGGAGCAGGAGGUCCGAACCCGUAUUCCUCCAUGGGAGCGAACAUCGAUCGACCGGGCCGUAGUGGCAAAGCGGCGCCUUUGAGCGAUAUUAUUGAGGAAGCCACGAAGCGUGCGAGUAGGAUACCUAGUCAUGAGGGCUUGGGCGGGAAGCGAGACAAUAGUCCAUUUAGUGAUGCGAAUAGGAUCGACUGA